Bipolaris maydis ATCC 48331 is the source of this 1035-nucleotide messenger RNA. RefSeq lists its product as uncharacterized. The record is from RefSeq and is a predicted model, not a curated record. Lineage: Eukaryota; Fungi; Ascomycota; Dothideomycetes; Pleosporales; Pleosporaceae.
AUGGCCACUCUGUGUACUCUGGUGACGGCAUUGCGACUUGCAGUUCGCCUAAGAAUCAACAAACACCUUGGGCUUAGCGACUGGCUCAUGGUAGGAGGCGUGAUCCUAAAUUUUCUGGGUUGCUUGCCUUACGCAGUGCUCGCAGCAAAAGGCGGCCAAGGCCGUCUAAUGGCAGAUCCAUGGUGGCUUGAACCAGGACGUACAUCGCACGAACUACAUAUGAUCUUCAUUACGCAGUGUCUCAACGUCUACGCAAUGUUUCUUGUUAAAGCCUCUAUUUGCGCCUACUUGAUGGCAUUGGAUUUUGGACGCAGCUAUCGCGUCCUCAUCUGGACAUCUGUUGUUAUCGUGGUGUUUUGCAACUUUGUCAUGAUGUUGAUACUGCACUUUGCGUACUGUCGGCCUUACUACUCACGGUGGGAUUUCAGUGUCAAGGGGGAGUGUUGGCCUGAAGCAGUCAGUGAUGCAACGGCUUACGUGCAGAUUGCAUCCAACAUCGUUACCGAUUUAAUCUACACUGCUGCACCUAUCGUGUAUUUAAGACAUAUCCAGCUCAGCAAGCAGACGCAAUGGGGCGUCCGAAUCGUUUUUCUACUGGCACUGGUUGGCACCGGGCUUUCCGUUGCCAAAAUCCCCAUCACCGCCAAGUUUCUCAAGUCACAAGAGAUGAUGCGGGAUGCCAUUGAUCUAAGUAUCUGCAGCAUUAACGAGGUCUGCGUCGGCAUCGUCGUCGCAAAUCUUCCUCCUCUGCGGAAUACAAUCCUAAGUCUAUUCUCGAAAAUCAUCCCAGCAAGCUUUGCAACGGCCAUUGGGGUUUCACAAAAACCCACCAGCCAUUUUGAUAUGGUCUCUUCGCACUAUACUUCUAAGGGCCACACAAAGCUCCAAGAUGGUGAUGACGACGAAAGCGAACGCUGCAUACUGGAGUUGGGAGAGAGACACCGAAAUUGGAGCAUUAUGAAGACCACUCAAGUCGAUGUUCGCAACGAAGAUGCAAAAUCCUGCCAAAUAAGUCCUACCCAAACACCUUUUUAG